Cuscuta europaea is the source of this 1129-nucleotide messenger RNA. NCBI's taxonomy places the organism in Eukaryota, Viridiplantae, Streptophyta, Magnoliopsida, Solanales, Convolvulaceae. The record is from the annotation of a GenBank genome assembly.
UUGACAUUGGCCAACAAUAUAAUCAACAUGACAAUAAUAAUAUGUUUUCUGAAAAUGACAUUAAUAAUGGUGGUCUUCCGAUAUAUCUAGAGGCAUUGGUGAGUAAUGCUCAAACAGAACUAUAUCCAGGUUGUAAGAAAAUGUCAAGGUUAUCUUUUAUCAUACAGUUGCUACACAUUAAAGUGUACAAUAAGUUGAGUGAUAAAGCAAUGGAUAUGAUGUUAAAACUAAUGAAGUCAUCUUUCCCUAAUGGUGAGACACUUCCAUGUUCCUAUUAUGAAGCCAGAAAAAUGUUGCGGGACUUGGGGUUGGGAUAUGAAUGUAUUCCUGCUUGUAAGUACGAUUGUGUUCUGUUUUGGAAGGAAAACAGUUGUUUGGAUAGCUGCCCAACUUGUGGAACCUCAAGAUGGAAAACCGAUGAUGGUAACUCGAAGAAGAUACCACAAAAAAUUUUAAGGUACUUUCCUUUAACACCUAGGCUUCAACGCCUUUUCAUGUCUAUAAAAACACGUGAAAAGAUGGUCUGGCAUAAAGAAAAUCGCAUUGAUGAUGAUUAUAUGAGACAUCCUGCUGAUUCUGCAGCAUGGAAAGACUUUGAUAACGAGUUUCCUCGGUUUGCAAGUGAUCCUAGAAAUGUUAGACUUGCUUUAGCUGCAGAUGGUUUCAAUCCAUUUGGAAACUUGAGCACAACUUAUAGCAUGUGGGCGGUAAUUUUAACCCCAUUGAAUCUACCCCCAUGGGAUUGCAUGAAAGAACCAUUCUUGAUGUUGUCUUUACUGAUUUCGGGUCCUAAUUCACCUGGAAAGGAUAUUGAUGUCUACUUACAACCACUCAUUGAAGAGUUAAAAGGGAUGUGUAUUGACGGGGCUGAAACAUUUGAUGUUUCUACCAGAAAGAAUUUUCAAAUGCACGCUUCUAUUUUGUGGACUAUUAAUGAUUUUCCUGCAUACGGGGAUUUGUCGGGAUGGAGUACUAAGGGGUACAUGGCUUGUCCACUUUGUAAUGAACGAACAUAUUCUCAAAGAUUACGAAGCAAGCUAUGUUACAUGAGGCACCGUCGCUAUUUACCGAAAGAUCACGCAUGGAGAAGAAGCAAGAAGUUUAAUGGUAAAAGAGAACACAGUGAGGC